CCCACCUGUCUCCGUAGUAACAUUUUAUAACAAGAUGGAGGUAAAUACAGGCUGGUAUUGAGGAGCCGGUGUUAAAGAGUCUCUUGGCUGCCGCAAGUCCUCUCAGUGUUUUCUUCGUAAGCGACGGGGAGAAACCGUGUAAAAUGUCUCCCGCCGCGUGGCUUUAGAGGUUUGGAUUAGUGUCUUUUUUGCCUCUGUGUAUUUUUUUCAGUCAUUUACUCUAUUUCAGUUAAAUGCUCUCGUAAAAUGACAAUGGAGGAGGAUCCACACCGGCCAGAGCCAGACAGACUCCUGGAGUCGAUUGUAGAGAAGAACCAACAGCUCAGAAGUCUCCUUAGCGGAGAGAAGAACUGUGGAGAGCAACAUCUACUGCAGCAGAUGAUCGGCCUCUCCAGAGACCUCAACACAUUCCACCUGGAAAAAGUCUCCACUUGGAGGGAGAUGUUGCAGGUUUCCUUAGAAACUUCCUCAUCAGGAACUUCCCAGGAGCACGAAACAGACAAACCACCAGCCACCUGGAAGGCCUUCAGCAUUGGGGAUACCAUGCGCAGCUUGUUGGAGGAUCUCAAAAGCAUUGAGAGUUUCCUACAGAGCAUGCAAAGGAAGUUGGACACUGCUGCUUGCAUAGCCUCAGAUCGUGACGGAGAUAACGAGGCCUCACACGAACAGGAGUUUAAUCAGUCAUCACAAUCUGAAGGGCAGGAGCCCAUGUCCCUGAAAUAUCAGCAGGGAAGUCCAAUGAGCACUCACAAUGUUUACAAGGACUCCAACUCCCAUAAUGCACCAGACCCCAGCCCACUUAGCCCUCCUGCUGUCAGUUCUGGUGAUGCCGAACAGAGUUCUUUGGGGGUGGAGAUGACAGCCCAGCCCUCUGAAGUAAGGAAUGGAGGUGGUGUGGGCGGGGCCAACCCUGACCUGGACGGAGGCGAUGUGGUUGCAGCUGACAUCAGCAGCUGGAAGGAGGGCAUCCCAGGUGGUGGAGCAGCAGAUCAAGGGAUGGAGGAGGGGGCUGGGGGAGGUGACGAAGGAGAACAACAGGGAGGAGAGAGGAGGGAAGGCUGGGUGACAUGCGCCCUGCCGGGACUGUCGACAGAUGGGGCGGGUGAAAUCCCAAACUCCUGCUACGUGACAGCCCCCAGGGGCAUCACCCAGGUCAUGACCUGCGAGGUGGUGAACUCCGCCAGCUCUCGGGUGGUGUCCGUGGCGGAGGAGCUGGUCAGCAGCGUGCUCAGGAUCCGGACCCCAGGCCCAAUGAGGACUCCCUGGCCCGUGUCCAUCGCCAUUCCCUUCACCAGCCGCCACAGGGGGAGCUAUCGAGACAUCGUCGUCAAGGUGAUCGACGGGGAAGAACAGAGCAGCUACAUUAGCCCCGCCUCUACAGAGGGCGUGUAUGGAGGAAAAAGGGACUCUUUUGCAGAAGUUAAAGUCUACAAGCUGGGCCUGUUUGCUGUGGUGUCAUGCUUACGGAGAGAAAGCUUCACCGUCCCCAGAAAAGGACUCUCUCUGAAGCUUAGCAUGGAUUCAAGGAUUUGCUUUGAUUACUUACCAGGGACUUUCUCUGCCCCAGUAGUUGUGCAAUCCAUGAUCCAGCCAGUGGACGGCUCUUUCCUCUCGAUGCUGAAAUGGAGGAGUGAUGUGUACCAGGGGGUACUGUCCGCGAGUGCGCUGGUGUACCUGACUCACCCCUCCACCGUACGCUUUCGCAGACCCCCCACCCUCACCCUGCCCUGCCCCCCCAACCCCGACCGCAAGAAGGCGGCAGACGAACCGGACCACGCUCGCCCUACCAGCACCGCCACCAUGGCGGCCAGGCCCACCAACCGUGUGAGGUCUAGCAGUGCUUCAGUAAAGAGCUCCAGAGAGAUGGGGAAUGAGCAGCUGGUCUUGCUGGGUUAUAAGGAGGAGCAGUGGAUGGUCUUGGAGAAUAUUACAGUCAGGAACAUGCAGAAUGGGCUUGUGUCCUUUGAACUGGCAGAGAACCUCCAGAAGUUAAUAGUUCUGCGUCUGGCUUCCUCCGUGAGACCUUCGCAUUUGAUCUCUCUGGUCGAGGAGGUGGAGGCUUCGGUCCACAGCUCCAGGGUGACCAUCGUGCUGCACCAUCGGACGGACCAACCCCAGCAGGUGGUGGUGGCCCUGGUGCCCAGCAAGGACCUGAGCUGGGAACUGUCCAAGCUUCGCAAGGAGGGGUACCGUGGACCCCCCGACCCCUCGGGCGACAUCACCAUGCGCGAGGGCGAACAGCUCCUGCUGUCCUUCAGGGGAAACAUCACAUCCUCAGGGAAGACCAGCGGUGCGUCAGUGACUGAGACAAUCACGUUCCACAACCAGAGAAAGAACCGCUUGUUCCUGCAGCUGACUGAAGUAGAUGAGUUUGGGAAUUACAGUUCCCCUCACUACAAAGGGACUGCCAUAUUUCACAGGGUCACCGAGGGUCAACUGACCUCCGCUGGAGACACACCCAUCAUCUCCCCAGAUGGCUCUCCCCAAAACCCUGUCUGCAAACUCUCUUUAACAUUGCCAAAGAAAGUGAGAACUGUCAGUCGCCCUGUGAGUGCCAAAGUGAUGUCGUCUGAACAGUCAGAUCCCCUGUCGGACGAGCUGCUCCAGUGGCUGUCGGAGGAGCUGACGGAGGAGGACGCCGCCCUGCUGGUUCUGUGCCUGCGGGUUCGCCGGAGUUCCAUCCAGCUGGUCAAGCUGAAGGUGCCCGACCACCUGCCUCGGCAGGUCUUCCAUCUGCUGGCCGUCUGGAGGCGGAGCCUGCCCACCUCCGCGGAUAAGAGCGGCCUACUGUCCCGCUACCUGUGCAAGAGCGGCCGGCCCGACCUGGCCAAGGAGCUGCUGGAACAGUGCUCCAGCCCGGUGAAUGACUGAUCAGUCAAUCAAUCACUCAAUCAGCCAGUCAAUCAAUCAAUCAGUCAAUUUGUCAAUCAAUCAGGCAGCCAAUGAAUAAAUGAAUCAAUGAAUCAAUCAUUAAAUCAAUCAACCAACCAGUCAAUCAAACAAUUGGUCAAUUAAUCAGUCAGUCAGUCAAUCCAACUAUCAGUAAAUAAAUCAAUCUGACAGUCAGUCAGUCAGUCA
Molecule: messenger RNA, 3078 nt
Organism: Anguilla anguilla (European eel)
Lineage: Eukaryota; Metazoa; Chordata; Actinopteri; Anguilliformes; Anguillidae
Gene: dthd1
Product: death domain containing 1
Exons: 10
Coding region: 247-2871 (874 amino acids)
Source: RefSeq, a predicted model, not a curated record